AUGAUGUAUGAACGAAUUGUUAUCGUUCUCGCAGUGAUCUCCGCCACUUCGUCACGUCCUGAUGAAAGUAUCGUAAACGGAGAUCAGACGGCAAGUGAAAGCGCGAUCAGUUGGGCUGAGAAGGCAGCUAAAGGCGUCGGUAAUUUCUUUUCAAAAGCAGGCGAUGAAAUAAGUGGAACGGCAGUAGAAGCCUGGAACGCUACACAAGAUAAAGCAGGAGAAGUUGCGGAUGUUCUCAAUGGAGCAGCCGGCACUGUUGCUGAACACGGUGAACGAUUAGCUGGAGAAGCUAAAACUUGGGCAACAGGUGCUGUAGAGACAGUGAAACGUGAAGGAGAGAAAGCAGCAAACGCCACCGGAGAUGCUUUAAUUGGAUUCGGUGAGACGGUAAAGCAAGGUGCCCAAGAGGGUGUGAAAACAGUUGGAGACGCCGUGCAAGGAGAAGAUGGAGAGAAAAAUGUUCUCGGGAAGAUCCGUGAUUGGUUCAGUGGACUUGGAAAAUGA
Necator americanus (New World hookworm) is the source of this 504-nucleotide messenger RNA. RefSeq lists its product as uncharacterized. The record is from RefSeq and is a predicted model, not a curated record. The transcript is spliced from 8 exons. Bases 1 to 504 code for a protein of 167 amino acids. Lineage: Eukaryota; Metazoa; Nematoda; Chromadorea; Rhabditida; Ancylostomatidae.